AUGGCCUAUAUGGUUGGCAACAGAGGAUAAAGUAUAAAAUGGGCAACUACAGGGCAAAGUUAAGAGGUCGCCAAUUAGCCAUUCCAGAGCUCGAGGUGAACACACUGAAGAGACGAUGCUCCAGUGAAGAGGGUUCACUUAAAGGCUUUAAAAGGGCAAAAAAAGCUGAAGUCAACUAUCUGCCACCACUGCCAUUCGGUGAGACUGAGGAAACCUUAGAGAUGGAGAGACUGGAUUUGCUGAAGGAAAUGAAGAAGAACAAUGAGAGGGCAAUUAAUGAGAAAAUGGAGAAGUCUUUCGCUAUGAGAAGAAAAGAGGUUGUCAAGGAUUGCCCCGCAAUCCAAGACCUCUUAGCGAGGUGGCCUUCUCUGUUCUGUGAAAAUCAGAUCAAAGAGGAGUUUAAGCGAAUAACCACAAUUCAUCUGGAGCGAACGUUUUUGUCCAGAUUGGACGGGUACACCACCAAACUCCUGGAGAUAUUUCGAAGGAAGGGCGGGACUGCAGGAACCAAAAUAAAACCAAUGUUGGACUCACUGAAUAAGCAUCAUGUCGAUGGCAGAAGGGACAUUAUCAUUCGUUGCUUAGUUGAGUAUCUUGGAGAGAGUGGAGAGGAGCUGAUCAAAGACCAUCAGGAUGUCAGCCAAGAAGCAUUGAAAGAGGACUGCAGUAAUCACAUGAUGAAGAUCGUCGUAAUCCAUCCCAAUGUGGCACAGGAAAACCAAGAUCCUGUGAACGUGUCGGUCAUCAUUGAGGGGACAGAAAUUCUGGAGGACUGCGGAAGUGUGACAAACGCUUGCCUCCUGCUCAUGGGUGUCAUCUAUGCUGUCAACUUAAGUUACCCACUGAAACUGAAAUAUACGUUUGAGGUAUUUCAGAAGCUGUUUCUUGAGCUUGACAUCCUUAAAAUGUCAAAGGUCCAGUCUCUCCACAGGAAACUUUUAGCGUGAGUGUUCCAGUGUUAUUUGUGCUUUUGUCCAGCACAAUUAAUUGGUUUGCAUUUUGUCUGUUUUCUGACAGUAAUUUCAAGUGUUGCUCAGUUUUAUUCAAGUUC
Molecule: messenger RNA, 1051 nt
Organism: Oreochromis aureus
Lineage: Eukaryota; Metazoa; Chordata; Actinopteri; Cichliformes; Cichlidae
Exons: 4
Coding region: 39-947 (302 amino acids)
Source: RefSeq, a predicted model, not a curated record